Molecule: messenger RNA, 1960 nt
Organism: Gloeophyllum trabeum ATCC 11539
Lineage: Eukaryota; Fungi; Basidiomycota; Agaricomycetes; Gloeophyllales; Gloeophyllaceae
Product: flavin-containing monooxygenase
Exons: 13
Molecular function (GO): flavin adenine dinucleotide binding; monooxygenase activity
Source: RefSeq, a predicted model, not a curated record
CAAUGACGACCGCUCUAUCCACGUCUCAGGCCAUACCACCUAGCUUUGAUAAUGUAGGCGUCGAUGAGCUCGGGGGCAAGAGCGCACCAUCCAAGUAUGACGCCGCGAACGGGUACACACGCUCCUCCCCGACUCUCCCCACCCUUGACAAGCUGGGGGUGAAGAGAUUGCCCAGCGGUCUUGAAGCACGGAGUAUUGCCCGAGACUGGCUAGAGGAGUUCGGGAGGUAUAUGGAAUCCUGCGAUGUGGAGGGGGUCCUCUCACUUCUCGUGGACGAUGCUUUCUGGAGAGACAUCCUUGCCAUGACCUGGGAUUUUCGCACUUUCCAGUCGAAAUCACGUAUCAAGCGCUUCCUGCAGGAUCGCCUGACAGCGAGUCAAUGCUCCUCGUUCGAGUUGAAUGCGACCACAGUGAAGCUGGAGACGCCAUACCCUGACCUUGCCUGGGUUCAGGGUCUAUUCACCUUCGACGUCGUAGACGGAAGAGCGUCCGGCGUAUUCCGACUUGUCCCUGUCCCAACUUCCAGCGGAGACAUUCAAUGGAAAGCACAUUCCGUACUGACCAACCUCGAAGAUUUAAAGGGUUUUCCGGAGAAGAUUGGUCCGUUGCGCGAUCAGUUGCCCAAUCACGGGAAAUGGCUUGAUAAACGACGCCGGGAGAUAGAGUUCAUUGAUCAAGACCCAAAGGUAAUCAUCGUCGGGGGCGGUCAAAGCGGGCUCGAAGUCGCGGCUAGACUGAAGCACCUUGAUAUCCCCACUCUGGUGGUCGAGCGCCAUCCGCGUAUCGGGCAUAAUUGGAGGACUCGUUAUGAGGCACUCUGCUUGCAUGAUCCCGUCUGGUAUGAUCAUAUGCCGUACCUCCCGUUUCCUCCAUCAUGGCCGGUUUACACGCCCGCGAUGAAGCUUGCAGACUGGCUAGAAUCAUAUGCUCAUCAUUUGGAACUCAACGUCUGGACGUCGUCCGAAGUCGUGAGAGCGGAACAAGAUGACUCGACGAAGAAGUGGACCGUUACAAUCAAUCGGUUGGACUCGGGAGAUAAACGAGUCUUCAUAGUCGACCACCUGAUUUGCGCGCUUGGAAUUGGCGGCGGCAAGCCGAGAAUGCCUAUUUACCCGGGCAUGGACCAAUUCAAAGGUCGCAUCACACAUUCCGCUCAGCACAAGAGCGCUAAAGACCAUGUCGGCAAGAAGGUCGUCAUCGUCGGAUCGUGCACGUCUGCACAUGAUAUAGCUGCUGAGCACGCUGAGCACGGCGUCGAUGUCACUAUGGUACAGAGAAGUCCGACAUACAUCAUGAGCACCAAGGAGGGAAUGCCUCGAUUGCUUGGUCCCCUCUAUUCGGAGAAUGCGCCUCCUACGGACGUCGCUGACAGAAUUAACGCCUCAUUUCCUAACCCUCUGAUGAAGCUGAUGCACCAACGCGUCGUGAAAGAUAUCGCGGAAGCGGAUAAGGAUAUCCUCGACGGUCUGUCGCGCAGAGGCUUCAAGCUAGGUUGGGGCGAGGAUGGUUCAGGCUUCCUCUACUUGGCUUGGAAGAGAGCCGGCGGUUAUUAUUUAGACGUCGGGGCCAGCCAGAUGAUCAUCGAUGGCAAGAUCAAGCUCAAGAGCGACAGUCUGAUGGAUCAUUUCACCUCAUCUGGCAUCAAGUUCCAAGACGGGAGCGAACUACCUUGCGACGUGGUCAUAUUCGCGACUGGGUACGACGAUCCGCGAGACGCGGUCAUCAGGAUACUGGGGAAUAAGGUCUCCAGUACGUUGAAACCCAUAUGGGGUCUCAGUGACGAAGGUGAGAUCAACGGUGCCUGGAGGGACUUGGGCAUUCCCAAUCUGUGGUAUAUGAUGGGGAAUUUAGCACUAUGUCGCUUCCAUUCAAAGCACCUUGCUCUACAGAUAAAGGCCUUAGAGGAAGGCAUAUGGGAUGGAACUCGAUACAGCGCGUAAGGGACCUGCAACUACUUACA